Molecule: messenger RNA, 1239 nt
Organism: Daktulosphaira vitifoliae (grape phylloxera)
Lineage: Eukaryota; Metazoa; Arthropoda; Insecta; Hemiptera; Phylloxeridae
Gene: Use1
Product: vesicle transport protein USE1
Exons: 7
Coding region: 373-1080 (235 amino acids)
Biological process (GO): retrograde vesicle-mediated transport, Golgi to endoplasmic reticulum
Cellular component (GO): endoplasmic reticulum; SNARE complex
Molecular function (GO): SNAP receptor activity
Source: RefSeq, a predicted model, not a curated record
AUUUGUGUGAUAUCAGCCGUAAUCGAGAAAUUCAAAAUAUUAUCACAAAAAAUACAAUAAUAAAAGUAUUGAUAAAAGUUAUCAUUCCUUAUAUUCGAUUAUGUCCACAUGUAAUCAUCUUAUACCUGAUAAAAUUCUACAAUUUAAAACAUUGACAAUAAUUGGACAGAUUUGAAUGUAUUUUAAACAUUUUUCGUAAAUUAGAAUAUACAACUUUUAAACAUGUUAAAAAUCAAGUUAACUAAAAGUUUUAUUUUUUUAUAAUUAUUAUUGAUUAAUUAAAUUUUUUUCUUUUAGUAUUUGUUAAUUAUUUUUACUAAUUAAAAAAAUAAAAUAAAACCUGUUGUGAUAUUUAACUUUUCAAAAGAUAUCAUGAGUGUAAAAAGAUUACAAAUAGAUGUAAAAAGACUGCUAGCAGUAUGUGAAGAAAUGGCUCAAAAUAAUUCAUCGGAUGAUUGGCGACUUAGCAAAUAUAUAGAAGCUGUAAGUGAAAUGAUAGCAGAGUUAAUAAAGAAAAGCAAUAUAGAAAAAGACAUAAUUAAUGAAUACACUAAGAGAAUGGAGUUUUUAAAAGGAUUUUUGAAUACUAAAGACAUAGAAAAUACUGAAGAAAAAUUAGUAGCUUUAGAAAUGUUAGAACCAGUACAUGUAAAUAAUAGUCGUUCAAAAAAUAUUAAACAAAAAUUCAAAAUAACUUAUGCAAAUCAACUCAGAGAUGAAUUACUUGGAAAUGAAUUAAAAACUUCUUCGAAUAUUGAAAGUAGUGAUAACUUAGAUGAGUUAUUAAAGCAUCAUCAAAACAAACAAGAAUCUGUUGCUGAAGAACUAAUGUCUAUUACUAAAAGUUUACGAGAACAUUCAGAAUUAGCAGGAAAAAUUAUAAAAAAAGAUAUUGAAGUUCUAGAAAAAUCAUCCAAGGGUAUGGAUGAUAAUUUUGAAAAUUUAAAACGUGAAGAACAGCGAUUAUCUGAGUUUGUAAGAAAAAGUUCGUGGAGGUGUUGGAUAUGGGUUUUAGCAGUAGCUAUGUUUGCUAUAUUUAUAAAAAUGAUUUUGUUUAUUAGAAUCACAAAAAAAAAUUGAUGUUUAAUUCGAUUUUAAGUAUAAUUUUUUUAUACUGAAUUUAGUUGUGUAUCUAAAAAAAUAUUAUUGAAUUUUUAUAUAAGUUUGAAAAUACAAUUUUGUUAAAUAUUUAUUGUAAAUUCUAUUAUAAAGUGAAAUAUUAUUUUAUGUAAAGUUUUU